Molecule: messenger RNA, 2286 nt
Organism: Panthera uncia (snow leopard)
Lineage: Eukaryota; Metazoa; Chordata; Mammalia; Carnivora; Felidae
Gene: HMGXB4
Product: HMG-box containing 4
Exons: 11
Coding region: 131-1936 (601 amino acids)
Source: RefSeq, a predicted model, not a curated record
UCCUUCUCCAAGAUGGCGGCGGUCGGCGGCGCUGAGGCGGGAUCCGGGCGAGCCGAGUGAAGACCUGGUCCUGUAGACGGGAAGGAGCCUGGACACAGUGACACAUUCACAAAGGCCCUGCAGGACCACCAUGGCUUAUGAUGACUCCGUGAAGAAAGAAGAUUGCUUUGAUGGUGAUCACAGCUCUGAGGACACAGGACUAGCUGCUGGCCGAAGCCAACGAGAAAAGAAACGUUCUUACAAAGACUUUUUAAGGGAAGAGGAAGAAAUCGCUGCUCAGGUCAGAAAUUCUUCCAAGAAGAAGUUAAAGGAUAGCGAACUUUAUUUCUUGGGGACGGACACGCACAAGAAGAAGAGGAAGCACUCCUCCGAUGAUUACUACCAUGGAGAUAUUUCGUCUUUGGAAUCGUCACAGAAGAAAAAGAAGAAGUUCAGCCCGCAGUCUGCCGAUACAGCCAUGGAUCUGUUGAAAGCUAUCACUUCCCCGCUGGCAACAGGCUCCAAGCCCUCCAAAAAGACAGGGGAGAAAUCCUCCAGUUCUUCAAGUCAUUCAGAGAGUAAAAAGGAACACCACAGGAAGAAAGUAAGUGGAAGCGGUGGGGAGCUGUCCCUGGAGGAUGGCGGUUCCCACAAAUCAAAAAAAAUGAAACCGCUCUAUGUGAACACAGAGACACUGACUCUUCGGGAGCCCGACGGCUUAAAGAUGAAGCUCAUUCUCUCGCCAAAGGAGAAGGGAAGCAGCUCGGUUGACGAGGAGUCUUUUCAGUACCCCUCUCAACAAGCGACGGUGAAAAAAUCCUCUAAGAAAUCAGCUCGGGAUGAGCAAGGUGCUUUACUCCUAGGACACGAGUUACAGAGCUUUCUGAGAACAGCCCGGAAGAAGCACAAGUCCGCCUCGGACCCACAUUCCUCUCCUGGCCCCGAAGGCGGUGGGUCGGAUGCCUCCCAAUUCCCAGACUCCCACAGCGCUAACCUUGAUCUUUCAGGACUUGAACCUAUUCUGGUAGAAUCAGACUCGUCCUCUGGUGGGGAGCUAGAGGCUGGGGAGCUAGUGAUAGAUGAUUCCUACCGGGAAGUCAAGAAGAAGAAGAAGUCAAAGAAGAGCAAAAAGAAGAAGGACAAGGAGAAGCAUAAAGAGAAGCGACACUCCAAGUCCAAGAGAAGUUCGGGACUUUCGGCCGCAGCAGCGGGAGAGGCCCCAGUGGCUCCCGGCCCUCCUCCCAGCGCCCCGCACACUGGGGCGGCUGCCCCUCCUCCCCCACUGCCCAGCCUCCACACAGACGGGCAUGGUGAGAAAAAGAAGAAAAAAGAGGAGAAAGACAGAGAGAGAGAGAGAGGAGAAAAGCCAAAAAAGAAGAACAUGUCUGCCUACCAGGUGUUCUGUAAAGAGUAUCGUGUGACCAUCGUGGCUGACCAUCCAGGUAUAGACUUCGGGGAACUCAGUAAAAAACUGGCUGAGGUGUGGAAGCAGUUGCCAGAAAAAGACAAACUGAUUUGGAAGCAAAAAGCUCAGUAUCUGCAACACAAACAGAACAAAGCAGAAGCUACAACUGUGAAAAGAAAAGCCUCCUGCUCGGAAGUUCCCAUGAAAGUAAAAGCUUCCUCUGCAGGAGUACUGUCUCCCCAGAAGAAAUCCCCACCCACCACCAUGCUGUUACCAGCCUCGCCAGCCAAAGCCCCUGAGACAGAGCCCAUUGAUGUCGCUGCUCAUCUACAGCUGCUGGGAGAGUCCCUAAGCCUCAUUGGACACCGCCUGCAGGAAACCGAGGGCAUGGUGGCUGUGUCCGGCAGUCUGUCAGUGCUUCUGGAUUCCAUCAUCUGUGCGCUUGGCCCCUUGGCGUGUCUGACCACACAACUACCUGAACUGAACGGCUGUCCCAAGCAGGUCUUGUCAAACACACUAGACAACAUUGCUUACAUCAUGCCUGGACUGUGACCUCGAGGAGUCCCGGGACAGAGACCUCAUCCAACCCCAUUGCUGGUUUGUGUAUAUGUGGAUGCGCCAGAUCACUGGUCUCCGGGUGUAGGUUUUAAAUUUUUAUAUAUAUAUACAUAUAUAUAUAUACAUAUAUAUAUAAUGUACAAUAUAUACAUAGGACUGUAACUACUUUGCUUUUAAUAAUUUUAUGAAAUGGCAAAGGUUUAGCCAAGAGGAAACCUUGGCAUGAAUAUGGACUUGGGAUUCUUUUUUCUCCUGUGGUGGAUAAAUCUGCCUUAAAAAUCAAUGUAACUUGGGGGCUGGGGGCUUGUUCUGGGUGCCAAGGGCAUCUCUUUAUGGACAGCUAA